Nymphalis io (European peacock) is the source of this 4835-nucleotide messenger RNA. RefSeq lists its product as uncharacterized. Gene Ontology annotation, biological process: regulation of transcription by RNA polymerase II; chromatin remodeling. Lineage: Eukaryota; Metazoa; Arthropoda; Insecta; Lepidoptera; Nymphalidae. The coding region runs from base 241 to 2388 and encodes 715 amino acids. Gene Ontology annotation, molecular function: DNA-binding transcription factor activity, RNA polymerase II-specific; RNA polymerase II cis-regulatory region sequence-specific DNA binding. The record is from RefSeq and is a predicted model, not a curated record. The transcript has 9 exons.
UGUGUUUUUCAAUUGUGAUUUUAUAUGAAUUUUGCGAUUCAUGUUGUUGAACGGAAAAUAUUCAGCCAAUGACAAUACAUAUUUGGUGGUAGGGCUUUGUGCAAGCCUGUCUGGACUAGUUAACAAACAAGGACCGAAGUUGUACAUUGUUUUAUCCACAAAGAAUGUCGGUCGAUACAAAGCUCCAAUGCCCUACUUACUGGAUCAAUACAUAGAUGAACCUUGGAUAGUUAGAGUGCUAUGGAGACGUUCGCGGAGGCAUGGGCAGCGGCCAACACCGCCAAGUCGGAAGCUCCGAGUGAUCUUUCACAGACUUUGUCAUCAGACUUACGACGUAGUAAGACGCCACCGCGGCGAUCGCCCGAAGAGCGUGCAGUGCCUCGCCCGCCCUCCGCCCCGGUGCACCACGAGCGGCCCUCCCUCACACCACACAAUCCUCACCUGUCACCUAAAAAAGAAGCCUUUAACAAUCUUCUUAAUAAAGGAAUUUCAGGUAAAACUCUGCCAGUUCACUGUGUAGUGGAAGGUGUAGCGUCUCUCGAAGAGGGCGCCUGGAGAAGGCGAGCUGUCGUGGAGACGGACAGCUAUGUGAUCAUCCCCGCUGCCACAGCUUUUCACGAACUCGUACCAGCUGCUAUGAUGAGGUUGGGAUAUCCUCAUGAAUUGGCUGCCUCUGCCAAAGGAUCAGUGGUAAUAAACAAUUGGAAGCCACUCCCAUUCGAGCGUAUAUCAGAUGGACCACUAGCGACCGUCGGCGAAGUACUGGGAGAGCUGACAACGGUAGCAACUCUUCGAAUCCAGUUACUAAGACCUAGACUGACUCCGCUACAGGACAUCAAAGACAAGCUGCUCAGACUGCUGCUGGUACAGAGUAGACCUCUAUUAAUGUCCACGGGAUGCCCUUUAGAUGAGGUGACACUUGCCCAGAUUUGCCGUGGACAAGAUAGAUCUUCUGGUCCGCAUAAUUUUCAUGAACCGAGCGAAGAAACUCGCCGUAAAUUUGAGUCCUGGUGGAGCGCACAAGUUUCACCACGUCCUCCCAGACGCUACCCAUCUCCUGGCCCAAAAAACCGUUCACCUACCUUAAAUCCUCUUCCCGACCAUUUACACCCAGCAUUACAAACUGUUCAAAAUCAGUAUCCAACCCAAAAAACGAGGAUGAGGACUAGCUUUGACCCAGAACUAGAACUACCAAAGCUACAGCGCUGGUUUUCCGACAAUCAGCAUCCAAGCAGACAGCAAAUUCAGCAAUAUGUACGAGAAUUAAAUAAUUUAGAGUCGAGGCGAGGGCGUAAACCCUUAGAUGUUAAUAAUGUUGUUUAUUGGUUUAAGAAUGCUAGAGCAGCUCAAAAACGGGCAGAACUGCGCAAUAUUGGUGGUCUGGGACAUCUUGGCGUAAAUGGUUUUAACAGUAGAAGCCACAGUCCAACAAAUGGAUCAAUAAUGGUUGGCAAUGACAAUUACAGUUCUCAAGAUCAUAAUUCUAUGAAGAGUCCAAUGCAACUGACAGGAAGUCCUGGAAGGUAUCCAAUGUCAGUAAUGUCAGAGGACAAUUUAUCCAACGCUGGCUCUGAUUUAGAAGACGAAGGUGGUGAUUUAAAUCCAGAUGAUAGACCCGAGAGUCCAGAUGCACCACUUUCUCUCAUUACCACUAGGAAGAAUAAUCAUCACGACGGGGAGGAAAUUACUAAGGAAUCCCCUAAGCCACCGGAUAUAAUCAAGGUUCAUGAUAUUAAGCAAGAACCGAGGGAUCUGAGCAAAUCUGAUCAUAUGCCUUCUCCACAACGAUCUCCAACUAAAAACAGUGAUAGUUCACACAACAACAAUAAUAACAAUACCGAAGAAGAAAAUGGCGUUGGUGAUGAUCCAGACAUCGCUUCUGAUGAUGAAGUUGUUCAAGAACGCCAUUACAGACCCUCUUCCCCUCACCUCGAUCGCUUACCUUUUCCCAUGGUACCAAAUCAUCCAAUGUUUGGUCAUGGCAUAAUGUACAUGAGUCAAUAUAUGAGCGGUUUUCCUGGUGUUGGAGGUGUCCCUGGAGAAGGUGCCAGUGGUUUAAACUUGGCAUUAGCUGGAGCAUCUGAUGAGCGUCGCAAACGCAACCGUACAUUUAUCGAUCCAGUCUCUGAGGUUCCGGUUCUUGAACAAUGGUUCUCAAUGAAUACACAUCCUUCGCACAACUUAAUUCUCAAAUAUACCGAAGAAUUAAACAGAAUGCCUUACAGGCAGAAAUUUCCAAGACUCGAGUCGAAAAAUGUACAGUUCUGGUUCAAAAAUCGUCGAGCAAAGUGUAAGCGACUGAAGAUGUCCCUUUAUGAACCGACAUCUCCUGGACAUUAUUCGCAUCCUGGACAUCCCCAUGCUAUUGCCGAGAGGAAAUUGGUUUGAACAAUUAAUUGUAUCUUAAGUAGAUACUAAACGAAACAGUUCGAACCUGCUGUCUUCGUUUGGGUUCAAAUUAUGUGUGUGUUUGGAAGGAAAUUUUAAGACGAAAGACUGAAUAUGAAUCGUUUAUGGUAUAAAAAGUGCCAUUCUAGUGUAUAUUAUGGCAGUAAGAGCGCGACCGAGCAUUAUAGAGGGUCUAAAAAAAGUUUUAAGAAUAAUUCUUCCAAGACGUAAUAAAAAUAGAUUCGCUUUAUAAACUUUAAAGCUAUAUAAAUAAGCCGAUAAAUACAUUAUAAAUAUAAUUAUUCUUCGCUUCGAAUAAUUUCACAAUGUAGUAGUUGAAUCUCAAAUGUACUUUUAGUACAGUUGUUUUGUACAUUAUUAAUAUAAUCUUUAUGUUUUAUUUAUUAAAUAUUACGAUAUUAUUACGUAUGAGCUGUAAAUUUUAGCAAACAAUAAAAUGGAGAUACCAAAGUUUCCAUUGGUUAUUACAUAACAUGUAAAAAUUUAAUUAAAAUAAAGCAACGUUCUUAUAGAUUGAUAUGAGUCAUUAAGUUAUAUAGAUAAUAAAAUAUUGCACAUAUACAUUAAUAUGAUAUUCUAACUUUUUUGCUCAUAGGGGCUCUAAAGGUUUAUUGUAUGUAUUUACGUAGAUGUUAUUAUAAUGUAAGUGAUAUUACAAUGUAUAAUGAUAACGCACAUUCCUCUAUCACAUGAUUAUGUAGUACUCAAUCCAAAGAUUGAAUAUAUAAAAUAAUAAUAGGAUAUUACCAAAAUUAUUGUCAUAGUACAAUAGUAUUGUCUGAUAAGUUGUUUAACAAAGUGAUGCAAGAAUAACUACCAAUAUUUUAAUUAGAAUAAUUGAUGACGCCAAAAUUAAAAAAAAAACACGACUUUCUGCCAUAAAAAAAAACAAAAAAUUUAAAAACUUACAGCCAAUGUCACACGGGAUGAUGAAAGGAUUCUAACGAAACCCCUUUCAUUCAAAUCUGUUCUAACAUUAAAAACAUACAUAUAUAGUCUUCUUCUUCUUCGAGUGCCACUUCGACUAGCGAAGGUUAGCAGUCAGCUUUGAAUACUCCUUCUUGUUCUUCGCGAGGCGAAAGAGUUCGCCAGCACUUGCGAUUCCCGUCCAUUCUCGGAUGUUGCACAGCCAAGAUUUUUUCUGCGACCAACAGCUCUCCUUCCCGCAACUUUUCCCAUCAUAAUGAGUUGCAAAAGUUCAUAUUUUUCAUGCCUAAGCACGUGUCCGAUAUAUGCAACUUUUCUCUUCUUGACAGUCUUCUUGACGUCGCAGAACUUCCACGCUCGAGACCUUUUGAGUCCAACUAAUGGCCAACAUACGUCUAUAUGCCCAUACCUCGAAAGCUUCUAUACUUUUCUUGAGGUCUUCUUUAAUUGUCCUCGCAUCCGUAAAGAAGUAUAGGCUAGAUGUAACAAUAUAGGAAUCGUAUGCGCACAGGGAUCUUAAGUCUUCGAUUGCAGAGUACUUUUUUUAACGUGCAGAAGGAACUUCGAGUUAUUUCUAUGCGAGUUUUCAUCUCCUGUUCACAGCUCCUUUGUACUUGCGCACCUUAUCAAUUUUUUGGCCCGCUACAAUUAUAGCAACGUCAUCGAAGGUAUGUUUAAAUAUUACCAUGAUCUUCGUUUUUGAUGUGUUCAUCCGCAGACCAGCGUUUUCACUGCACUAAUUAACACGGCUUAUAAUUAAUUGUAACUCUUCAGGAGAUGAUGCUAUUAGGACUGUAUCGUCAGCGUAUCUGAUGUUGUUAAUAUACCGGCCAUUUAUUUUGACUCCACAUUUUAGGUCUUACAUACACUACACUUCUUUAACGGACAGUCGUGUAAAAACACACCCAUUUGCUUUUAUUUGCAUUAACAAUUUAUGAUUGAUUUGAUCUUGCGUAACCGCUUUCUCUGACUAGUUGAUCUUAUACAAAAACUAAUGCGUAUUUUUGUUUGUAUUCAAUACGUUCGCGUUUCAUUUAUCGGAUUGAAUUGGAACUCUGUACAUUGUUGUUCUAGCGUAAACAUUUCACGCUUAGUUCUAUCAACAUACAAUAGAUGGAGCAACUCCUAUGGUAUAAUUGUUUAAAGAAACAUUUUCAGAGGCAACUCAUGCCGGAAAUUAGUUAGAUAUAUAUAAAAAUACAAUGUUACAGUAUUUACGCAUUUACACAUUGAGGCUGUUUUUCUUACGGUUUCUAAUUUGUAUUGUUUUAUAGUUUUUAAACACAUCACUAGUGGUAACCGCUAUAAAAUGUUUUGUUGUUUCGAUGUUAUGCUUGUUUUGUGAAGCUGUGAUGAUAUAUCCAAAUAAUGUAAAUAUUUUAUUAAUGUUAAAUUAAGGUUUUUAUCAUAAAGCUACGUCACUAGGCUCACAUGAAAAUUAAGCAUUUAUUGCUUAGAUAUUGAAAAUAAUUGGCUAAAUGUUUAUUCCAUUCGAUUAU